UUGCUCAUCCCCAGCCAAUCCCGGGCCAGGGUCUAGAUGUGGCCUUAUCGGAGGGGCGUAUCGGGCUGACAUGUGAAAGCCGCCGGGACUCGUUCGGAACUUUCCACCUGCACAAGCACCUGCUUGUUUCACAAAGGCAAAACGCUCAUCGAAAUCCCGCAGCUGUUGUCAUUCUCUGCGUCAGAAAAACGCAACCCCCACCAUUUCAUGGUUCACCCCUCAUCGGCGCAGCCCACCUGCAACAUGGACAAAAUGGACGAUCUCGCAGCAGUGAGCGAUACAGUGGUAUAUCGGCAAGUGCUGACGGUUUUCUCUCCUGUGAUCCCGGCAUCUAUUCGACGACAGCUUCCUCGUUUAUAUUCCACGAUGUCUCGCACUGUGAAAUCGGACAAGUCCAGUGUCAAAUCCGGCGACUCCCGGAGUGGCUUUAUGCGCUCGAUGCGGUUGUCUUCUGACGAUUCGGGGGCGGGAUAUGCGAACUCCUUGUCCGAUCUUUCUUCAGGGCCUGAUCUUCAGCGUCCCGGUACCGCCAGCAGUGCCUGGACUGGGCGAGAUUCAUAUGCUUCGUCUGUUUGUGAGAAGCAGGACUAUACGGAGGGCUCUAGCGUCGGGGGCAGUAGAUCUGGUGAUGUGCCCUCGGUGAAUCCCAAGUAUGAGAUGGAAUCUGGAUUGCAGUGGAAUCGAAUCGUGCCUGCCCUUAGUCUACUGCAAAACGCCUCCCACGAAGCUCAGCAGCGUAGAUGCGACGCUCGUCUAGCACGCUUACUGUACAUUAACGCUCUGGGUUAUCUGCUCGACGGCCUCCCUGCAGACAUGACCGAUGACGAGAUUAGAACGAUCCGGCGCAAUCUCCCUGCCGAGGUGAGAGAGACUUUGCCUGCGCGUGUCCAGGGUCCAUUUGCGACAGGGCUCCAAAGGUUGCUCGCAGAGGAUAGGUACCCGCCGUAUCCCCCGGAGAGGUCAUAUAUUCAUCGUCUGUUGGCGCUCAGUAUCGUUUAUUUCUUCCUCCUUUUGCAAUUUUUCAUGCCGCAUAUCAAAGUCCUCGUGCGCUUUCUGUAUCAAUACGAGCGAACCCAUCGGGUUACAGAACGGGCGAUAACCACGGCCAAGGACGCGGUGGAUACCCUGGGCAGACGGGGCGUGCAUUUGGGGUCUGCGAUCUUAAACUCCCAGGAAGGAAGGGUGGGUGCCAAUGUGGCAGCUUGGUGGGUGGAGGGCAUUGCCGGUGGGCUUUACGAGGGACUGGGAGAGGGCAUGAUCAUCAUGGGUCUCACCCGACCGCAUGCUGAGAUGGGGAGGGCUUCUAUGCAGGCGCAGAGAUGAUGACCAAAUUGGAUGAUGUUGUCCAACAUAACAUAGACUUUUUAAUUUGAU
This is a messenger RNA of Aspergillus ibericus CBS 121593, 1374 nucleotides long. RefSeq lists its product as uncharacterized. Bases 367 to 1323 code for a protein of 318 amino acids. The record is from RefSeq and is a predicted model, not a curated record. NCBI's taxonomy places the organism in Eukaryota, Fungi, Ascomycota, Eurotiomycetes, Eurotiales, Aspergillaceae. The transcript is spliced from 2 exons.